GGCAGCGUCCAUAUGCUAACGUCUUGGUGACUAUGGUUUGAAUCAUUACAGCGACAGGUCGGGAAAAUCAGCACCAAGCUUGUGCUCAAAGCUGUUCCAACCUGUUCCCUUAUUUAUACCAGCCACUACGCUGUGCAUGUCCGCUAAGAUGAUGGCAAGGCGUUUUUCGCCCGGCCAGUGCUUAACAUCUUGCGCAGGGAGUUGCCUUCCUUGAGAUUGCCCAAUAUAAUCUUAACUUAUCAGCAGCGCAGCAACCGCGUGGGUUACAGCCGUAUGCAUUGCAGCCUGAAGGGAAGCACGUAGAGCUGUCGGAUGGAUAAGGGCCGAGUAAGCCGGACCUUCCAAAGGGACGCGAGCGGCCUAUCUCGCAUCCUUAAGAAGGAUGUUGGAGAUACCGGUGCUAAACAACGUCGCGGUGAUGCAAAGCCACCUUGGCGGCCUGCUGGUCGCGUUGAAAAGGUCGACGACGCAGACGAGAAUGGAACAUUAAGUCCUAUUGGCAGUCCUCGGAGUGCAGCAGCGCAUUACUUCGCACAUAUACCUCAGUGGCCCUCUGUGCCCCUUGAGCAGCCCACGGUUUCUGGCGCAAGCUCGUCUGGGAACCGUCCGAACCUGCCUGCAUCCAGCAGCCAGGCACGUGACAGGGCUGCCUCCCCGCAGCACCUUCUCUACGCCCCCAGCGUGCACAGUAGCUUUGUUAGCAGCGUUGCAGCAGCUCUAGAUGCCAAGGCUGCCGCUAACGCCUUGCCGACUGCUCCCGCCAUUAGGCGGCUCAGUUCUGGUGCAGCUGUCGGAGCAGGGCCAGCCAAAGGUCGGCCGCAUGCAGCCACACGACAGUCGACACUGUUCACCGCUGACGGGAACCGGGUCAGCGCACACACAGAGGGGCUGUACGUGCGGCCCAGAGCAGCUGAGGCAUGUAUGGUUGAUUCGCGUGAGCAGUCACUCCAGCAGCAGCAGCCUAUUGGAGUCGGUCGGUAUGGCGACGGACCGCGACCACCGGCAAGCAACCCUGCCAUGCCCUACGAAGCACAGCUGCAGCGACUAGGCACAGCAGCGGCACAACCCACAUGGUACGGCUCAGCUACCCCCAACGCUCACGCAGCCAUUACUCCCAACGCCCAUGCUUACGAGGCUCCACCCAUUGCCCCGGAGGAGGCCGCCGCGAAGCCUCGCAACGUCCCCAGCCUGCGACAGGACCUCCGGAGGCUUGCCGAGCAGCGAAACGAAGAGCCUUGUGAGAUGGCCUUUCCCACGGCGCGCAGCAUCCCUCAGGUGUGGCAUGAGAACACCUCUGGCCAGCAGCCGCUGGGUCGGAGCCAGCAGCCAAACCUUACGUUUCAGGUGCAUGCAGCUGCUGCCGCCCCUCCCCCCGGUCCAAUCGGAGGAGCGCUGAGACCCUUCCAGGAGCCGGCUAUCAACGGCGUUAUUGGCGUCAGCGGAGUUGGUGCACGGGCUGCAGGACUAGCAGGUAGUAAGAGCAUUCUGGCCGGCGUCAACAAGGCGGCCCCAGGCGGGCCAUCUGCGCCAGGCGUAGACGCAGCUGCUGCAGCACAGCGCGGCCCUGGAUCCGCGCGAGGAGGGGGCAGCAACCCACGCAUGCCACAGCAAACGCAGCGUGCUUCCGCAGAAACGCCAGUUCCGGCAUCUGCUUCUCGGCCGUCCUCAGUCCCGGCACGCAAUGCAGGUGGCCGGGAGCCUUCCAACACGCGGCAGCGUGCUAGGCCAGCGGCCAACGCUGCUGCCGUUGCAGCCGCAACCGCCGGUGGUAGCUACGCCGCAGCAAACCGCGGCCGUGUCGCCGCCACCGCUGGCGGCGGAGGCGGAGGCUAUGCUCAACGCUACCAGUCAAGGAAAAGCACGCCUGCGGAGGAACAUACCGCGACAGACAUUCCUGCGGAGAGCCCUGUCGAGAUCUCCGACUUGCUGCAGCAGAGGGCGCAGGAGCAGCAGCAUGGGCACGGGCACGGGCAUGGGCAUCAGCACUUCGACUCCAACACCGCCGCCACUGAUGUGCCGCUGUCGUUGUUCGCACGGUUACCGAGCGCAGCUGCGGAGCACCUGGUGGUGACGCCCUUCAUGGCUCCUAGUGAAGGACGUCGAGAGCAACACCAACAACAACAACAGCAGCCACAGUCGCAGCUGCAACCUCAGCAUUCCGGGCAGCGGUUAGAUCAGGCGGACUCGGGACGUGCAUUCGGAGCGAGCCAAUGGCGGUACAACGACUCCCCGAUGUCGGUUCUCACGGAUGUUCAGGCACUGCAAUCGGGCGGCGGCGUUGAUUUCGGGGCGGCUGGACCCAGCGCUCCAGGCUCGCCUGGCGCUGCACGGUCGCUGUCACGUCAGGCCUCUACUGCGAGUGCCGUGGCGCUCCUGCCGCCACCCACCUACCAGGCGCCGCGUGCUUCGCCGUACAAUGCUGGUGGAGCGGCUGCAUGGUCGCCCUUUGCUCCAGGCCGUGCCGACAACCCAGCCAACAUGCAGCGGUCCAACUUUGCACACCUCGCGGAGUCACCGUCUUCCACAAACGGCCCACUCAGCGACCACCGAUACAUUCGGCGAUCGUACAACGCCCCCGCCUAUUCUCCGCCCUCCAAGCUAUCCUCAGUCGGCCCUCUUCUGGCGGCUGGCAACGACAGCGAAGGCAGCAUGCCUGGCGGCUCGGUCCACAGCAGCGGCAAAGCCAACUGGACAGCCACAUCCAGUGCUCCGGGCGCUUCAGGGUCCGCACAGCGCCGGUCCCGUAACACACCGGAUCGCCUCCACCGCAGCCCGCCCGGCAGCCGCUGCAAGAACGACGACGAGGGGGACAGCGCCGGCCGCCAUGCACCGCACGCUACCGGUGAUCAAGCGGCAACCACCAGCUGCGAGAGCGCCGCCGAGCCGGUGGUCCUACCUGAGGAGCCCGCAGACGUGGCGCCCGCCUCGCCCGGGGUUGUGCGGCCUUGUACCGUCUCCUCGGAACACGCGCCGGUUGCUGUAGUGCCUGACCGUCCGUCUUCCGACGGUUCCUCGGGUACGUCGAACGACAGCGACGAGGAACCUGCAUCCGAAUCGUCGACGUCUAGCUCCUCGCUGUACGUGGUACGCAGCAUUUUGGGCAAUGGUCGACGGCUGCCUGUCGCGGCGGCUUCUGAGAGGAGCCCCGGGCAGCUUCAGCCGCGGGUGUCACCUCCUCGUGAACCUGCCGCAGCAACUGCAGGUCCUGCUACGUCAGCCAGCCACGCUGUGGCCCCCAUUAAGGCGGACUCGAGCCAGGUGUUGGCGCAUGAGAUAACUCGCGCGGCCGCGGAAUUCGAGGAGUUGCAACGCGACCACGUGGAGGCUGUUCAGCAGCUACUGCUCCCCACGCCACCGGUGCAGCGGAGCCUCCCGAAGCAGCUCAGCGUGCCAUCGCGCCCAUCGGGCAGCGGAGCCUCCUCCCCUGCUUCCUCCGUGGGCAGCGUCCAUACACCCGCACGCCACCAGGAGCCCCCUGACGUCUGUCCGAGCGCCCCGGACGCGCUGUCUCCUGGAGGGCCAGGAAGCUGUUGCAGCGGUACAAAUCGGCCAGCACAGGCUCGGGUUCCCGCCCUGGUUUUGCCGCGGAAAGACCCGGAACAAGGCCUGUCUUUGCUGCCUUUGGCGGCGAUAUUGGACAGCGAUUCGUCUACGUUGAGGGAGGGUGACAGCACGGACUUGAUUGAUGCCAUGCUGGCGGCAACGGCUGAAGCGCAGGUGCAAUCUGGGUUGCAUGCGGACCGGCGGCAGAGUCUUGCGGCUGGAUCCGCCAGCAACGCCCAGGUCCGGGAUGCAGCUGCUGCGGCGGUGCUGGAGCACGGCAGUCGCUUUCCGGAGCCCUUCACGUCGAUGGGUGAUCACGCGUUCGACAUUCCCGGGUACGAGGCCGCCUUGCAGGAGAUUGCGGCGGCAGUUGGAUCGCCCGGCUCGCAUGGAACACGGUCAGGUGCAGGUCCAAGGCCGUUUGACUUGGAGCGAGAGUGGCUUGAGAGCCAGGCCGCUCACUCGCCAUUCGGUUACGCCGACGAUGCCGAGUACCAGAACUCCCAAAGCGGGGUGACGGGCGCUGACGAGGAGGACUUGGUGGCGGAGGUGGACAAUGCCGGCGACGCUGGUGGCUUCCCUGCUGUGGAGGGAGAGCCCUGGCUGGACCCAUGGUCGUUGCAGGACCGGCAAGGGGAGCCGUGCGGGGUAGACUGCGGCGGCGGAGAGGACGUGCAGCAGCAAGAAGAGGUGCUUGCGGAGCUGCUGCGGGAAUCCGCCGUAGGACCGCCUCCUGAGAGCCCUGAGGACGUCUCCGCAGUCUCUGAAAGCAACUCGCGCAGUGAUGAGGCUGCCGUACUGGCACAGGGGCCGGAUGCCGGCCCUCCGGUCCAACAACACGCCCUGCAUGCAGCCGCCAAUGAGCCGCAGGGCUCCGAGGCCCGGAGCUUUUCGCAAGGAGAUCACCCGCUUUGCUCGGGCGACUCGGUAGCCUCGGACCUCUCCGAGGGCCCGUCAGCCAUCAUCGCUUCUUCAGUUGCGUCUGGCACCGUUCUGUCACGCACUCAGGAGGCCGGGGUGUUGGAGCCGUUAGCAGUAGGCGGCCCGGAGUUGUUUAAUGCAUGGCAGGAGGAGGAUGGCGUGCAUUCGCAGGGCAUUGACUCCUUUGGUGCCGUCGCUCGCUCUGCGGGUCCUUCUGCAAACAGCGCCGCUGUAGCUGAGCACGUGGACGGCAUCUUUGGAAGCAGCAUGGGGCCUCUGCAGCAACCUGUUCGGGAGCGGGCGACGGAGCAGAAGCAGCAUACCGUGACGGCUGCCAUUGCGGACUUUGUACGCCCCAAUGCCGUACACAGUGGGCCGCCAUCGUCCUCAGGGUCGCAUGCAUCUUCGGACCACCAAGGGGAGAUUACAGCACGCUGCAGGGCCUUGGACGAGGUGCAGGACCGCAGUGGACAUGCUAGCGGCUGCAACCAGCCUUGCCCUGCCGCCGUGCCGGCGGCUGCGUGCCGCCUUGCCGGGGCUGCUGCCCACCAACGACCAGCCAUGCCGACCGUCAGGUCUCGCCUGCAGCUGGUGCCCCCGUCGCCUGAGGCUGCUGAGGCGUACAGAAAGCAGCUGGUCCACCACCAGCAAGCUGGCAGCACAUCUCUCGGCAGUCCCGGUGCGUGGCCCCAGAUGGCGGGCAGCACGCGGUGGCAGCAGUCGGAGAGCAGCCAAGACGUGUCGGAGAACGCCAUUGGGGGCGGCGUUGCCGCUGCCGGCUUCACGUCGGACGCGCAGGACUGCUGGGGGCAGCAGAGUGCCGCAGGCGACAGCGGCAAGGAAAGCGGCAGCCAGGGAACCGCGGUCGAGGCAGGGGCAUACGUCGACGGGUCAUGGAACACAGGCGCCGAGGAUGCCAUCCCCGAGGUCUCGUCUGAGGUUUGGGCCUCUGGCCUCGUCCAGCCCGUGCCUACUGCGCACGAGGAGCAAGGCGAGGGCCCCGGGUUAGGACAUGAGGGUGACUUUAGCAGUCCUAUCCACGAGCAUGCAGGGAACGGCAAUAAUAGUGGUUCCGAGGCUGCUUGUUGUGAGGGGAUGCCUGAGGGUGAGGUGCAUUCUCCGAGUGAGAUUGCGCCGGCCGAGCCCGUGGGGUCUCCUCAGCUGCCGCCACCCCUGGACUCCCCAACCGCGUCCGUCCGCAGCGGUCGUCGCAGCAGCAACGGUGACCUGUUCGGAAGCUCGCAUGGUGGGCAUCCGGCGCCGGAGGCGCCCCUCGCGGAUGCAGAGCCGUUGCAUGCCGCAACCUCGUUCGAGGAGGUGCAGGGGUCACCUCACCAUGCGGGCACCAGAAGCUACGGAGAUCAAGGGGACACGGGGGAGUUCAACAGCCCAGCGCAGCAGCGAAGCACUUCCUGGGUUGCCCUGCAGCCGCCAGCCUUCGACGCAGCAGCAACCCACGGCCAGCCGGCGGACCAGGCGUACAUAAGUGCUGCUGACUACUCUGUGGAAACCGUUGCCCCCAUCUCACCGUUCCCAGUCUUCGAGACGACUGCUGUGCCGGAGGUUGAGGGCUCAGCCGCCGCGCUGCCUAAUGGAGGCUUCAGCGACCACUUCCCGGAGGCUGAGUUCCUCGCUGCGAUUGAAGAGAAGCAGUAUGCGCCGUUCAGCAACACCCUGGAAGAAAAGUCCCCGGCUUCAUGCGCUGACCCGCCCAUGUCACCGCCACCGCAGCCAACCUCACCCCAGGUUACGCGGCCUUCUGGCGAGAGCGCGGUAGUGACAGCAGCAGCAGCAGCCUCGACCGGUCUUCCGUUGGACAGCCAGGAAUACGAGAAGUCCUUUCUCCUGCUGGACAGCAGCUGCAGCAGCAGCGAGGAAAACGGCGAGUGGCUCCUGCAGCACGCCAACAGGAUCGUGAGCAGUCCGCUUCCCGGAGUAAGCCAGAACGGUACGCCCACGGGUCCGAAGGGCUACUACCCGCGUUCGGAUGGUGCGCAUGGCAGCGGCGAUGUCGUCGAGGUGGCAGCGACGUCCUCUCCCGCCGGCGAUAACAACGACAGGAUGGACCCGAGCGCUGUCGCGUCCUCCGCGCCGGGCUUUGGCGAUGCCGGAAUCGGACUCGGAAGGGAGCCCGCGCUGCAUGCAGACGCCGUACACACACCGGGCUUCAUGCAGGCUGGUGACAGCAACGCGAGCCACAGCGGCGGCAGCAGCAUGGGCGCGCAUAAGCCGGUACAGCAGUCCCGGACCAUGCCUCCGGCGCCCUUCUCGCCGCCGGCGGACGAGGGCUGGAGGGCGGCGCGGCGGCAGAUCUCUCAGUCGACAGGCGGCGCGCUGCUUGAAGCGGCACGUAUGGAGUCCAACCAUGCGGCCUCACCCUCCCAAGCUGCUGACGCUGGGGUUGCGACGCGAGCAGUACGUGCGGGCAGCACCGCCGAGGAUGCGGGCAGCAACCAGCCUGCCGAGCCGGCACGUGUCUCGCUCUUCCCUCCCUUUGGACUGCCGGCUUCGGAGGCAGUGAACCACGCAAGUCCGAAACCCGCGCCGGCGCCAAGGGUGCCAGCGCUGCAGUUGCAAGGCCUGCUUGCCGGCCAUUCUUCCAGUCCUUUUGGUGCCGCCGCUAACGCAGCCGGGUCAGGAGCCCUGCCCACACAUGCGUCCUGGACUAGCGGCGUAUCUGGUUCCGUACAAGAGGAGCAGUACGGCGGCACCGCACGCCUGGCUACAGCCCACAGCGCGACGCUGCCGCCGGGGGUCCCGCUGUCGCCGCUGGCGUCCCCAGGAGGUCAUGACGGCUUCGGCUCCCAGAUGCUGCCGACUGGAGGUUGGCUAGGCAGGCCCAUGUCUGUGAGUGACGGAGGUGCUGUCGCGUCAACGUCGACAGCCAUGGCUCAGCAACAACAACAGCAGCAACAGACGCGGCAGGCGGCGCAGGUCCCGGCCGUGGUCCCGGACUGGCGGCGAUCCGGCAACUGGAAUGACCAGAUCCGAACGCUGCUGUGGGGUUCUCCGAUCAUGCGCACUAACUGGGUACCCCCAAGGCCGGCCGGAGCAACGACCCCAUCCUCAUCUCGCCCCGGCACUCCCCGCACCCUGGAGGCGGCUGUGGUAGGAGGCAGCAACAUGGACAGCAUGUCCCUCCCGCUCAACCCCACCGCCAGCACCCCCACAAAACACACCGAGCUCCCCAUCUUCCCAGCGGCUGCCCCUGCUCAGCCCAACAAGCCCAACAGCACCCCCGAGCUGGACAUCUUCAGCAGCGCCUUGUACCGAGCCUCCAUGGCUUCCUUCGGGCUUGGCGCUAACGCACCCCCCCUUCCCGAGCCGCACGUCCCGCCACCGCUGCAGCAGCAGCCAGGCUCAAGGCCUCCGCAGCAGCUUGCCAGCCAGGGCAGCGACGUUCAAAGCGGCCAUGGCUUGGUUUCCAUGCCCACGUCAGGAGUUACCGCUGGUAGCACACCCGGCUUGCUGCGAGAGGCGGCAGCGGCGGCGGCGGCCUUGGGGAGGCCACCUCUUUCACCGCGGCUGCCUGAGAUGCGCGCGGUGUCGCUUGGCUCCGCGAGGAUCAACACUGAGCCGUCCUCCUCCCUGUCGCUUGCGCCGUCGUACAGCCCUGCGGCGCCUAGCCCCUCCUUUGCCGUUUACGCUGGUGGGGAGGUACACAGAAUGCAGCUGCAGCAGCAGCCGUCGCUGUCCCGCUCAUUGUCGUACGGCGCCGUGAACUCCGCGCCUUCAAACAGCUCCAGCCCAGCCAAGAGCUCCCGGCAGAGUUUUGGGUUCCCUGUCGUACGGCAAGGCCCCAUGGAUUCACCUGCGGCUAUCGGCAUGAGGUCCAUAAGGCCCGCAGCUGCCGGCAACGGCGCUCCAACUCCCCUGCUGUACGACAGCAGUCCUACACGCCUCCAAGGCCUUGUCACACGGGAUGCGAACAACACCCCUGGGUUUGGGCAGCAGCCCGUUCAAGCUGUCGAUCCAACGGAUGCUCACCAGGGUGCAGCAGUCGGCGGCAGCAGCAACGCCGAGGUCGAGGGCACGUCCUCGCCGACCUCGGCCACCUCCGCGGGUGCUAGCAGCUGCAGCUUUGGUGACGACCUCGUCAUGGAGAGGGAGGGCGAGGAGGCCGGCCUUCCGGGUGCAGGGCACGGCGGCUGCAUGGGCCCGGGACCUCAGCAGGUGGUCUUCCCUCAGCUGCUUCCGGGCGCCUGGGGCGGAGCUGCAGGAGGAGGCGGUGGCGGCGCUGCUGCUGCUGUUGCUGCUCGCGAGGAGGACCGGAAGGAGAACGCGAUGGCAGCGGCGGUGUCUCUUAACUCAUUGCAACAACCCGUACAUGCAGCGUCUGCCAAGCUACAUGUGGCUUCUGCUGCUGAGGAAGGGGCGGCUGACGAGCAAUCGGCAUUGGAAACUCCAAACGCAAGGAAGGCGCCGGGUAGGGUGCCACCUGGCAAUGUGGGUUGGCAGCAGCCGGGUCAGCAGCGAGAGCAGCAGCAACAGCAGCCGCGGCCCGUGCAUCCCAGCAGUGGAGUUGACGGCAACCGCAUCCUCGGUGCAGCACUUCCAGGUGCACCCGCCGCCGCAGUCGCUGCCAACGCACGGUACGGCUGCGGGCAGCAGGCGGACACGGAGGAUGACGACAACGUGCUCCUCAUGUCAGCGCAGCAGCAGGACCGGCAGCAGCAGCAGUGGUGUGCACUGGAUCAGGAGGUGAUGGAGGGCAACGAGGCCGUGGUUGGUACCUCGGUCGUUGGUAAUACCAUUGACAUUAGCAUUCGCGCCGCCUCCAACGUUGCCGGCAGCGUGUGGGUUGGUGUGCAAGGUCAUACCGGCGACAACGGUGGUGGCUCGCGACAUGGCGCGACGACCAACGGCAGGAGCGUUAUCCAGGUUUGCUCCAGCCUGGAGGGUAUUCCCGCCACUCCCGGCUCCGGAACCUCCUCACAUCAGCGGCAGGUGGAGCGCCGCCUCAUCUUUGACACCCCGGAGCACCGGCGGCGCCGCAUGGCGGGGGGCUCCCGCUCCUGGCGGGACGGCGACAGCAGCGACCCCGAAUGCGCUUCCGACUACGAGCCCCGACCCCCGCUGGGGCAGCAGUCCCUGGACGUCCGUCUCUCCUUGCCGCGGCACGGCGGCAACGCAGUGGUCGAGGUGAGGGGCAUGGAGGGUGCGCUAUGGCAGGAGGACGCCGCUUGCGAUGCGGAGGAGGCGGCGGCGGCAGGGGCGCCUGGCACGCAUGCGCUGCCUUGGAUGGUGGGUUCGCAGGAGGGGCUGCAGCGAGGUGAGGAGGAGGCGGCCAUGGACUUGCUGCUGCCUGACACGGCUGACCUGGACGAGCUCAUCGCGGCGACGGAGGGCAUGGCGGCGGCAGGGCCGCUGAGGGAGGCCCUGGAUGCGGCGGCGGGGGAUACGGACGUGGAGUCCUCCUGCGGCUCCGCACCCGGGCCUGCCACCCGUGCAGCACGGAUGCGGGAUGUGCAGCAGCAGCAUGCAGCGGCGCCGCUUGGCACUGCCGCCGCGACGCGGCGGUUCUUGGACGGCUACUCGUUCCUGUCGCCGGUGGGUCCGGGUAGGCGGCUCCCCCACAACGCCGGCAUGGAGGGAUUGACGGUAACCGAGCCGGCAGCGGCGGGCUCAGCGGUCCCCGUCUGGGUCUCACGCGUGAAGCGAACGGGAGCUGCGGACACAGAGGUUGUUGUCCCCGCGGGUGCGGAGGUCAACGAGGCGGGCUUUGGCACGCCCCUGGCGGCCAGGCGGGACUCGGCCAGGGACGCGGCCGCCGCCAUGACACCUGUGCUGAUGCAUAGUGCGAGCCCUGACACCGCUCUCGAGCCGCGCCCACAUGGGCAGCACCACCAUCACCACCACACGCACUGGGCUUCCGCCAUGCAAGGCAUGGCGCAUGCAACAACAACACCUGGAGAUUGCGGCGGCGACCUUGCAAUGCAGCUGCCCCUGCAAGGCGAGGAUGACAUCGCGGCGGCGCUGUGUAGCAGCGGCGCCAGCAGCGACAGCCUCCGCCUGGUGCAGAGCAUUCUCAACGGAGGCGGCGGAGCCAGCAGCAUGCAGUACUCGACCGUUUCAAGCAUGCAGCUGAAUAAGCGCAAGCUCCUGGCUGACUUGGAGGCGGAGCUGCAGCGGCGCUCAUUCCAUGUCCUCCCCACCAGCAACUCCACCUCGCAAGGCUCCGCAUACAGUGGCGGCAGCAGCGGGGAGCAUUCGCGUGCCGUCACAGUCUCCGUCGCCACCUCCCCCAUGAAUGUGGGCGGCCGCUGGACCCCCACCAGCAAGCACGGGCCCCCGGAUGUGCCGCACAACACACGGAAGGCCCCCGCGCCGCCGCCACCUCCCCCGCCGCCAGGAGGUGCUCGGGGCGCCGCCCCGCCCCCGCCACCACCUCCGAUGCGGCCGCCGCCGCCUCCUAAAGGUUUCAAGCGUGUGACCCCCAACCGCGAGCAGCGGCAGCGGCUGAAGCAGCUGCACUGGGACAAGCUGGCGGAGGCGCGGCCCGGGUCCUUCUGGGAGCUCGUGCAGAAAUCCAACCCCAGCCUGGAUCCUGAGCGUACGGCACACCUCUGCGAGAAGCUAAACGAGCUGUUCGCUCUCGCGGACAACGUUGCCGUACUGCAGCGCAUGAGGGGCGGCGAGGGCGCAGGCCGCGGAGGCCCCGCUGCUGCUGCCGGGGCGGACCCAAGCAGGCCGCCCAUCGUACGGCUCCUGGACUACACCCGAGCACACAACACCAGCAUCCUGCUGUCCGGCGUCCACAUGGAGCCAGCGGAACUGUACGACGCCAUUUUGCGGCUGGACUCCUCCCGGCUGGAGACGGAGCAGCUGCGGGCGCUGCUGCGCUGGGCUCCCAAGUCGCACGAGCUGGAGGACCUGCAGACCUACCUCAAGGGUGCUCACCCGCGCUACCCGGGCCUCUCCGACCCCGCCCUGCUAGCCUCUGUGGAGCGCUACUUCCUCGAGAUGGGUCGGGUGCCCUGGCUGGAGCAGCGGCUGAGUGCGAUGGCGCUGAUGAAGGAUUUCGACGCGGCGGAGGAACAGGUCCGAGAGUUGAUUGGCAUCGUGGAUCGAGCGGUACGCGGUGUGAGGGAGAGCCCGGAGCUGCGGACCCUCCUCGGCCGCAUCCUGUAUGUUGGCAACAAGCUGAACGAGGGGACCGUGCGGGCGGGAGCUGCAGGCUUCAAGCUGGACGUUUUGCUGACAUUAACGGGGAUCAGGGCCGCCGACCGCACCACCUCGUUGCUCCAGUGGGUGGUUUCGGAGCUGCUCCCGGAAGAGCCGCGCCUGUCAUCACUGCCAGCGCAGCUCGGGGCGCAGGUCAAGACUGCGGCAAACGUGCAGCUGGGGAGUCUGGCAGGGCUGAUCGACGAGCUGCGCAGCGGAGUGGAGCUCAUGGCGGGGCAGGUGGAGGUGUUGGAGGGGCUGGUGCCGCAGCAGGGGCAAGGGCAGCAGCAGGAGGAGAAGGCGGACGACGAGGCGAUGCAGCGGCAGCAGCUGGCGAACGCGCUGUUCCUGGAGCGCUGUCGCUCCUUCCUGACGCAGGCCCGGCCGCGGUGCGCUGCGCUGGUGUCGCUGCGGGCGGGGUGCAUGCGCAGCCUGCAGGAGCUGGCCAGCUUCUUCCAGGACGAGUUCGUACCCAAGGAGCCCACCAAGCAGCUGCAGCAGCUGCGCGGCUUCUUCGCAGAGUUGGACAAGGCGCUGGCGGCGCUGCAGGCGGAGAGGGCCAGGCAGGCCAAGGAGGCAGCGGCGGCGCGGGCCCUGGCCAGCUGGCGGAGGAACGCCGCAGGGGCCGCCGCGGGUCAUGGCAACGGCAACAACAGCAAUGCCGCUUCGGGGACAAACGCGGCCGCCGUACAUGAGGCGUCUGGUGUUUCUUUCGGUCCCGGGCCAUGAUGAGACGUAGGCGGAGAGUGUGGUUCCGGGUUGUGGUCCCGGGUUGUGAUGACGGCAUGCUUUGCGGGGAGCAGGAGUGGUGGUGCGGGUGUAGGGAGCCGUUCGGAAGGGAGUGGGCUAGCUAGCAAGGGGUAAGGACAGCCGUCUUGGUGGUUUGUGGGACUAGCGCCCUGUGCGCGGAGGAAGGCAGGGCUGCACGUUCAUUUUGCUGUGGGGUUAGGCUAGUAGGGUUAGGCACAUGUACUGAGGGGAUGUUUAGGGUCACAUUCGACGCGUCCGCAUUCGGACCAAUGCGCUGCGGAUGCCCUUCCCCGCCUGUAUGGUGGGGUGUACCUGCUCCUCUUCCAUGGAGGCAAUGGUGGGGCUCGUCUUGAAGGGGCUAUAGGACAAUGUAGGUGGCCCGGUGUCUCGUAGCCUGAGGGAACAAGGUGCUAGGUGCAGGAGUGUGGUGAACAUGUUGACAGGCGGUGCUCGUAGUAUGCCCUGUUGCGUCGCUUUCGUGACAGGGCAGGGAAACAUGGACAGGGGCCAUUCGCCAUCCCCCUUUCGUAGCCUUUUGUAGGGGUGGCGGUAGAAAUGGCUCUGAACGUUUUCAGAGCUGUCAAGUCUGCA
Molecule: messenger RNA, 12969 nt
Organism: Astrephomene gubernaculifera
Lineage: Eukaryota; Viridiplantae; Chlorophyta; Chlorophyceae; Chlamydomonadales; Astrephomenaceae
Source: the annotation of a GenBank genome assembly